This is a messenger RNA of Phycodurus eques (leafy seadragon), 1700 nucleotides long. RefSeq names its product small integral membrane protein 8 (gene smim8). The record is from RefSeq and is a predicted model, not a curated record. Bases 176 to 463 code for a protein of 95 amino acids. The transcript has 2 exons. Lineage: Eukaryota; Metazoa; Chordata; Actinopteri; Syngnathiformes; Syngnathidae.
GGACCGUUGACCUUCUCAACAUGGCCGCCACGUAAACGUUGGCUAGUCGGACUGCUCAAGCAAGCUGGCGUAUCUAGUCUUCAUAUUUAUCACAACAACACGAACAAGAAGUGAAGAAGAAGAAGACGAGGAGUAGUAAGAAGACGACGACGGAACCAAAACCGACAAUAUUGACAUGGCAUCGAAGGACUCUAAUAAAGGAAAGAAGGGUGUCAUAGAAACAGAUUACAGGACGCCAGGAUUGAAGGGCGCACAGACCACCACACUGUUCAGAGCUGUCAACCCCGAACUCUUCAUCAAGCCAAAUAAACCAAUGAUGGCAUUUGGACUGAUUACCGUCACCUUGUGCGUUGGGUAUCUGGGCUACCUGCAUGCGAUGAAAGCAAACGACCAGCAGCUUUACGAGGCCAUCGACGGUGAAGGAGAGAGACUGAUGAGGAGGAAAGCUUCGAAGUGGGCUUGACCGCAGACUGCUGAACAGAAUGAAGGAAAAGCUGACCCAACUGAUGCACAAUCUCCAAACGCCAGACUGAAAUUGGAACCAUAAUGUCCCAUGUUUUUGGUGUGUAAAGAAAAUACAUUAUUUUCAGGAUUAUUGAAUUGAAAUGUGUUGUUACAGUCAAACGUGUGAGCCAGCCCACCUGACCUCAUGGGAGACUGUCGCUCUUUCGGUUAUGUUCAGUGAAUGAAGAAAAAAAAAAAAAUGACUGGUGUGGUUUGUUAGUAAAAGUACCGGUAUUUGUUUUAAAACGUGUCGUAUGACGAUGUUGGUCUUCGUAUUUCUUUUCAACUUUACCGCUCAUGAAUGUGCACUGAACAACGACAUACCCCAUUAACUAUGCGCACGGCAGCGUUUGGCGGAAAGGCGAUACGUGAACUUCUGCUUGGCUGGAAUUAAAGCCAACCCGUGUCGAACUCCUCAAAGUUCACUUGCUGUCGACUGGAAUCAAACUUACCAUGAAUGACGUAUGAACGACAGAAUUGCUAUUAGGUUGUUUCGUUUCCACGGGUGGGCAUUAGAUCCGCGGAAGUUGGUUUACAAACAAAACUUUUCUUGGCACAAAUGAAUUGGCUGGAAUAAUAUAUCAUGCAUAGAAACAACACCAUGUUCCACAAACAAUCUGUGGAAACCAAUUUUUGUUUUUGUCAAUAUAUUUGUUUCAAUAUUUAUUGACAUCAAUUUAAGUACAUCAGACCAAUCUGUUAUCUCGUACUUUUUUUAGCACAAGACAAAGGACACAAUUAUUACGUAGAAAUGAAAAAUCAAAAGAUACAAGGACCAAAGAUGAAAUAAAAUUAAAAAACUAUAUAAGGUAUUCCCUCCCCCCACCCAUAAUGGUACACCACUCAACCUUCAAUGUAUCUAUAUUUACCCAUUACAACACCUUUAGACACAAUUUGCCAAAGAAAGGGGGAAUCACCCAAGAGGAGAUAUUGAUGGGAGAACAUCGAGGACGCUUCCCAAUUUUAUUUUAUUUUUUAAACAUAAGUAAAAACGAUACAAUGAUUUGCAAAUCAUGUUCAACCUAUAUUUAAUUGAAGACACGACAAAGACAAGAUAUUUCAUGUUCAAACUGAUCAACUUUAUUGUUUUAGCAAAUAAUCAUUAACUUCCAAAAAAGCUGGGACAGGCUCAUGUUGACCGCUGUGUUCCAUCACCUUUUCUUGUAACAACAUUCAAUAAACGUUUGGUUAACUGA